AUGAGUGAAGUCAGGUGCUUUUACUGCUUAAAACAAUUCAAGCACUUAUAUAUCCGGUGUUAUGAUUGCAAAUGCGUCAAACUAUGUCUAUUUGUAAGUAUUUAUAUAGUGGUCAAUUCUUUUAGUGCUUCUCUUGUGGUGUUGAAGCAGGUCAUCAUAAACGUUCCCAUCUAUGCCCAUGCUAAGGAAGACAACACGUGUAUUCUCAAUCAUUGGUCCGAUGUUGAAGAACUGGAGUUAUUAGAUGCAAUUGAGCAAUAUGGAUUGGGAAACUGGGAGGACAUUGCAGAAAAUUGCAGCAACCGCGACGCUCAAGAAUGCUAUGAGCACUAUUCUAGUUUCUACCUCCACGGGUGUUUCGCUGGUGUAUUAUCUCAGAACAAUUGUCACUCAAACUUUGUGACCGAUCACACCACUCCAAUUCUGACUUCUUGUCAUGAGAAAUCCAUAUCUUUGGAACCUAUUGAGCAGCAGUUACUUGGCUAUAUGGUUUUAAGGGAUGAUUUCGAAAGGGAUUAUGAUAAUGAUGCCGAAAGCCUGCUCACUCGACUUAGUAUCCGUCCAGAGUGUGAUGAUCUUGAAAAAGCGUUGCACGUGGCACAUGUUAGUAUCUAUACUCAACGGCUUCAAGAGCGUCAAAAGCGUAAGGAAAUCGGCCGAUUACACGGACUCAUUUGCCGCAUAUCGGCCUAUUUGACUAACAAGAGGCCAAAGCGUCGGGCGACUAAAGUCGAAUCCAGGUCUUCUAUAACCCCACCAGUAUUUCGCAAUAAACUUACACCCAUUUCACGUGUUAACAAACGAAAACUGCCGCUUCAGUCUAGCCCUGCUUCACCUCCCGCGGGCAGUUGGCUAGCCGCUCCUUUCGCACUUCAGUCAUCCGGUCCGACUCGUGGCAUCCCUCUCGUUGUACCUGGGGUUAUUCCAGUUCCUCGAGAAGAAUGUGGUAGAUCAGCAGAUCUAGAAGAGUAUGACGCUUUUAACAUCAACGAGAAACUCAAACCCUUUCUUCGAUACUUUACACCUACUCAGGCUAGUCAGUUUUUGAGUAACCUGCACCGUGAGGAGACCUUGAAGCACGAAAUCAAAUACCUCUUUACCGCUCUCCAAAAGUGCGGCUCAAAGGCAUCAACGAUUGUAAGCGGGGCGGCUGGGAUUCUUUCUCUCUUGACCAUAGGCUCGUCCAGGAUUUCGGCACCCUUGAAGGAACCGCCAGAGGUCAGAAGUCAAGUGUAUGUGCCGGCACCACCCAACACCGAGCCUCUCCACCCGCUUCUCAUUGGUCAUCCUGGCUUUGGUGCCACCAACACUCUUCCUCCGCGUCGGUCGAUAGCGGCCGCUCUUCGAUCGUCCUCGACCCAUCGAGCCGUGCUGAAGCGUCGUAGGCGUCGUAGGCACCCCAGUACACCUUGGUAUGCUCGCUUGAAUCGCCAUCGAAAGUGA
Mesocestoides corti is the source of this 1443-nucleotide messenger RNA. Lineage: Eukaryota; Metazoa; Platyhelminthes; Cestoda; Cyclophyllidea; Mesocestoididae. The record is from the annotation of a GenBank genome assembly.